AUGGCUAAGUUUACAAUCCCUUGUUUCGUCCUCAUUUUGGUGCUCUUGUCAACCACCAAUGUUUGGAAGAUAGCAACUGUUGAAGGUUCCAAGUGUUGUACUGAUCAUCCUGAACUUGGAAAGUGUGUCCCUGGUGCGGAUGACAACCCAAACAGUGGGAAAUGCUGGAAAUUUUGCACUUCAGAUUGUGAGAAAGGAGGCAUCUGCAAGCUAUUUGGCGACCGUCAUCAUUGUCAUUGCUUAUGUUGA
Molecule: messenger RNA, 249 nt
Organism: Prunus armeniaca (apricot)
Lineage: Eukaryota; Viridiplantae; Streptophyta; Magnoliopsida; Rosales; Rosaceae
Source: the annotation of a GenBank genome assembly